Messenger RNA from Corvus hawaiiensis (hawaiian crow), 10350 nucleotides. It is a transcript of the gene ERC1, whose product is annotated as ELKS/RAB6-interacting/CAST family member 1. The coding region runs from base 298 to 3699 and encodes 1133 amino acids. The transcript is spliced from 21 exons. Gene Ontology annotation, cellular component: cytoskeleton of presynaptic active zone. The record is from RefSeq and is a predicted model, not a curated record. Gene Ontology annotation, biological process: regulation of synaptic plasticity; neuromuscular synaptic transmission; maintenance of presynaptic active zone structure. NCBI's taxonomy places the organism in Eukaryota, Metazoa, Chordata, Aves, Passeriformes, Corvidae. Gene Ontology annotation, molecular function: structural constituent of presynaptic active zone.
CAGUCUGUCCUUGGGAAGCGCACGCUUUUGUUAUCUUAGUCACCUCAUCUGCGGGAAUGGUGAGCGGUGUCUUUCUGCCCAGACCUUGCGGCGGUGUUGGAUUUUUUCUGUUUCCUCUGUGAGCGCUGAAUGAUAUGGUCCUGAGCAUCGUGAGCACGUGACUUCAGAGAUGGACAAUUGGAUCUGUUACAAGUAGUGAUUGGCCUUAAGUUUCCUUAUAACCACUGAAGAGCUUAACAGGAAUUCUCUCAUCCCUGAUUUUUGCCUAUCUGAUUGCCUCACACCACCAGCUUAAUCAUGUAUGGAAGUGCUCGUUCCGUGGGCAAGGUGGAGCCCAGCACCCAGAGCCCAGGGCGUUCCCCGAGGCUGCCGCGGUCGCCUCGCUUGGGCCAUCGGCGAACCAACAGCACAGGAGGCAGCUCUGGGAGUAGUACUGGGGGUGGCAGUGGGAAAACCCUUUCUAUGGAAAACAUUCAGUCCUUAAAUGCUGCCUAUGCUACGUCUGGCCCUAUGUACCUCAGUGACCAUGAGAACGUGGGUGCAGACACCCCGAAGAGCACCAUGACUCUGGGCCGGUCGGGGGGGCGGCUGCCUUACGGCGUUAGGAUGACUGCGAUGGGCAGCAGCCCUAACAUUGCCAGUAGUGGAGUUGCCAGUGAUACAAUUGCUUUUGGAGAGCACCAUCUCCCCCCAGUGAGCAUGGCAUCCACUGUGCCUCACUCGCUGCGCCAGGCCAGGGAUAACACCAUCAUGGAUCUGCAGACACAGCUCAAGGAGGUGCUGAGGGAGAACGAUCUGCUUCGCAAGGACGUGGAGGUGAAAGAAAGCAAGCUGAGUUCUUCCAUGAACAGCAUCAAGACCUUCUGGAGUCCUGAGCUAAAAAAGGAAAGAGCUCUGAGGAAGGAUGAAGCUUCAAAAAUCACCAUUUGGAAGGAACAAUAUAGAGUUUUGCAAGAAGAAAACCAGCAUAUGCAGAUGACUAUCCAGGCUCUCCAAGACGAGCUGCGGAUCCAGCGGGACCUGAACCAGCUGUUCCAGCAGGACAGCAGCUCCAGGACCAGCGAGCCCUUCGUGGCAGAGCUGACAGAGGAAAACUUCCAACGGCUGCACGCAGAGCACGAGCGCCAGGCCAAGGAGCUGUUCCUGCUCCGUAAAACCUUGGAGGAGAUGGAACUGCGUAUUGAGACCCAGAAACAGACCUUAAAUGCACGUGAUGAGUCCAUCAAAAAGCUGCUGGAGAUGCUGCAGAGUAAAGGUCUGUCAGCAAAAGCCACUGAGGAAGACCAUGAGCGGACACGACGCUUGGCUGAGGCAGAGAUGCAUGUGCACCACUUGGAAAGCCUUCUUGAACAGAAGGAAAAAGAAAACAACAUGCUGAGAGAGGAAAUCCAUCGUCGAUUUGAGAAUGCUCCCGACACGGCCAAGACAAAGGCUCUGCAAACUGUUAUUGAGAUGAAGGAUUCAAAAAUUUCUUCCAUGGAGCGUGGCCUCCGGGAUUUGGAAGAGGAGAUUCAGAUGUUGAAGUCAAACGGAGCCCUGAGCACAGAGGAGCGUGAGGAGGAAAUGAAGCAAAUGGAGGUGUACCGUAGCCAUUCCAAAUUCAUGAAAAACAAGGUAGAGCAACUGAAGGAAGAGCUAAGUGCCAAAGAGGCUCAAGGGGAGGACCUGAAAAAAAGAGUGGCUGGUCUCCAGACCGAGAUUGGUCAGGUGAAACAAGAGCUGUCGCGCAAAGACACCGAGCUGCUGGCCCUGCAGACCAAGCUGGAGACCCUCACAAAUCAGUUCUCCGACAGCAAGCAGCACAUUGAAGUUCUCAAAGAGUCCCUUACAGCUAAAGAGCAAAGAGCUGCCAUCCUGCAGACAGAGGUGGAUGCGUUGCGGUUACGUCUGGAAGAGAAGGAGACUAUGCUGAACAAGAAGACAAAGCAGAUUCAGGAGAUGGCAGAGGAGAAGGGGACUCAAGCAGGCGAGAUCCAUGACCUCAAGGACAUGCUGGAGGUGAAGGAACGCAAAGUUAAUGUUCUUCAGAAGAAGAUUGAAAAUCUUCAAGAACAGCUGAGAGACAAGGAGAAGCAGAUGAGCAGCUUAAAGGAUCGAGUGAAAUCCUUGCAGGCCGACACCACGAACACUGACACUGCCUUGACCACGCUGGAAGAAGCGCUGGCAGAGAAGGAAAAGACCAUUGAGCGUUUAAAGGAGCAGCGUGACAGAGAUGAACGAGAAAAACAGGAAGAGAUCGACAACUACAAGAAAGACAUUAAGGACCUGAAAGAAAGAGUCAGCAUUUUACAAGGGGAUCUCACAGAGAAAGAGACAUCAUUACUGGAUCUUAAGGAACAUGCUUCAUCAUUAGCUUCAUCAGGACUGAAGAAAGAUUCAAGACUCAAGACACUGGAAAUUGCAUUAGAACAGAAAAAGGAAGAAUGUUUGAAGAUGGAAACACAGUUGAAGAAGCACCCUGAAGUUUUAUUGAGUCAUCCAUCCAAGCUAGCUCAUGAGGCAACCCUGGAGGCAAGGGCCAGUCCAGAGCUGAGUGACCGCAUGCAGCAGCUGGAAAGAGAGGUAACACGGUAUCAGGAAGAAUCUGGCAAGGCUCAGGCUGAAGUGGAUCGUCUUCUGGAGAUCUUGAAAGAGAUGGAAAAUGAGAAGAAUGAUAAGGAUAAGAAGAUAGCAGAACUGGAAAGCCUCACCUCAAGGCAAGUUAAAGAUCAAAAUAAGAAAGUAGCAAAUCUGAAGCACAAAGAGCAAGUGGAGAAAAAGAAGAGUGCGCAGAUGCUGGAGGAGGCCAGGAGACGAGAGGAUAACCUUAAUGACAGCUCCCAACAGCUUCAGGACAAUCUGCGUAAAAAGGAUGAUCGGAUUGAAGAAUUGGAAGAGGCACUCAGAGAAAGUGUUCAGAUAACUGCAGAGCGGGAAAUGGUGCUAGCACAAGAGGAGUCAGCCAGGAUCAAUGCUGAGAAACAGGUAGAAGAGCUGAUGAUGGCUAUGGAGAAGGUCAAACAGGAGCUGGAGUCGAUGAAAGCAAAAUUGUCCUCUACGCAACAGUCUUUGGCUGAGAAGGAAACCCAUUUGACCAACCUACGAGCUGAAAGAAGGAAACAUUUGGAGGAAGUCCUGGAAAUGAAACAAGAAGCCCUUCUUGCUGCCAUUAGUGAAAAAGAUGCCAAUAUUGCUCUGCUAGAGCUUUCAUCCUCUAAGAAGAAGACUCAGGAUGAAGUGGCUGCACUGAAACGAGAGAAAGACCGUCUUGUGCAACAGCUCAAGCAGCAGACUCAGAACCGUAUGAAGCUGAUGGCUGACAACUAUGAGGAUGACCACCUCAAAUCCUCAUCCCAUUCCAACCAAACCAACCACAAGCCCUCCCCUGACCAGAUAAUUCAGCCCCUCUUAGAACUUGACCAGAACCGCAGCAAGUUGAAGCUGUACAUCGGCCAUCUGACAGCCCUCUGCCACGACCGCGACCCCCUGAUUCUGCGUGGACUCACCCCGCCUGCUUCCUACCACCUGGAUGAUGACCAGGCAGCUUGGGAGAAGGAGCUGCAGAAGAUGACCCAGGAGCAGCUGCACCACGAGCUGGAGAAGGGCGAGAGGGAGAGCGCAGAGCUGCAGGAGUUCGCCAACGCCAUCCUCCAGCAGAUAGCGGAUCACUGCCCCGACAUCCUGGAGCAGGUCGUCAACGCCCUCGAGGAGUCGUCGUGACCUCGGCCACCAGUCCCACGGAGCAGCACGCCACUGGCCAAGCCCAGCCAGUCCACGGAGCCAUGGGAGUGGAGAGCAAUGGAAGGACAGAAAAUGGAAUAGAAACUUCUGGUGCACCUUUUACAAAGGAAACAAAGGCAAAAAAAACCCCUCUAAAAACUACAUGCUCUCUAGGUUCUUCCAGUCCAUGAUUAAUCAGUCAUUUUUGUACUCAUCUUCUCACUGCCUUUCUACUUUAGAGUCCAACUCCCCAUUGACUUUGUUGGUGGUGACUUUUGGAUACAGCUAAGCAGAGCUCCUCCAAGUCUACUGAGCAAAGAAGAGGGGAUGCACUAAACACAAGCAGCUCUAGUUCUCCAUGAGGUUGCAGAAGAGUAGCCCUUGCCUUUCAUUCAUGUAUUGCUUUUUCCUUCUUUCCUUCUUACCUUCUUCCUAUUUUUUAUUUUCAUGAAAGCUGAAAGCCUGAAUUUCACAGUGCUAAAACCAAACCCUGAGUGUGCUCUGAUUAUGGCUCAUGGCUGGCCAGCAUCAGCUAGCUCAGGUCUUGCUGCCUGUCUCAAUGCUUCUUACGUUCUUAAAUACCAGAGUGAGGAAAGGAAAGUUUCCCUACUUGCUCCUGUUAGUCAUUUCAUCUAGCAGCUGGGAAAAAAGGUAGGCAUACUGGUACUUUCUGUUUACUUAACUUGGAUUUUUAUUGUUCACUGGUCUGACUCUGAAGUGCUAGGUCAGGCAUUUUUUGAGGUAACUGUUUUCAUCUGUUGAUUUUUGGGGGGUUUUAGAUGAGGUGUCUCAUCAUAGGUCUGUGUCUCCUAAGAUCCUACUUUAUAGAGAGCUCUCUCCCUUCAGGCAGGUGUAGUCAGCAGGUCAGUUCCCAGCUUUAACUUGUAUAGUUUGUCCAGUUUUUCAGGCCAUGGCUUUGUGAACACUAGCUGUCAUCAGAAUAAUCUUAAGCAUUCUGUAAAUGAGAAAAUUGCAUCAUUUAGCUUAAAAAUAUAAUUUUAAAGCUUAGUUAGGUAAAUCAGUAGCAUAGUUCUUACUAUAAUUAUAAUUUAAUUUAUUUUGGUUUAGCUUACAUUGACAAGGAAUGAGUUUGAGUUCAGAGCAAUAACCCUUAUGAAGAGAAGCAUCUCUGCUGGAGUUGGCACCCAGCUGAGUAGAUAGGUGUAAAAUCACAGCUUUACUUAAACCAGUGCAAUUCUUCUGUGUAUAUGAGAGGCCUUAGUUUUAUUCCCAUCCACCUUGGACACUCAUUACAGUUCCUGCUGAUAGGUAAUAUGACCUGAAAUACCAGGUCAGUUUGUCGUUGUGGUAGCAAGUCAGAAAUCCUGUUUUAUGAGUAGGACUUGGGUGUUCAUUCUUGGACUAUGCAUUAAUGGGGAGACACGUUUUUUCCUGGCUACCAGUGGUUAUGUGUGUCUGGGGGCAUCUGCAGGACAGAACCCUGUAACACGUCCCCAUGUGCUCCUUAAAGGAGUUGUUCCCUUUGGCUGUCUCACAUUACUUCAGAGAGCGAGGGGAAGGCAAAAGGAGACCAAAUAUCAACACAGCAGUGGAAGAAAUCUUGGUUUUCUAGUCACUAGCUAAUUAUGAAUCCUCUCAGUAAACCUCCCAUUCAGAGUCUGCAGUUGAAUUCCAUAUGGUUUACUACAUUUUGAGCUUAAUCACUAGGCUGUUAUGUUAAGGAAAAUGUUCCAGGCCCUUUCAAGAAACCUGCGUUUCUUAUAUCUUUCAAAUCCACAGCACAGCUCCCCUGUAGGUCUUUAACGCCUCGUUUUUAUCUUUGGAAGUGACCAAUUACUUCUAACAGAAAGGAGAUCAACAAAAGUUUGAGUAAGGGAAGAUGUACCCUGUAGUUUUUUCCAAACAAGCACUGGAAAUGGGGCAAAACUGAAACCUUAUGUACCUGUAGAUUCUAUUGAAAAUGAGCUGAUUUAAAAUAAAUCACAUCCCAAUUGAUUCUACUGUAAUAAUUCAGCAGAAGGAGCUGGAUUCAUAGCCAGGGUGUCUAGGAAGAAAUAAGUCUGCAAAGAAGAGGCGAUUCACACCUUUUCCAACUGUUGAAUUGCCAGUGCUUUGCAAAUCAGGAGAAGUAGCUUUAGUUCUUCCUCUAAUAGCAGCCUGUGUCUGAAGCUUUUUUUUGUGUCAUGUCUGAGGAGAGUAAUGGGAGCCUGAAAGUGUGGAAGAGGGGAAUGCCGGAAGGCGUGCAGACAGUGACUGUACACACUGCGGGGCUGUGCCUCAUCCCAGAACCACCCCUUCGGUCCCAUUAUUUGAGUCAGCACGUUUCGAUAGGAGCUGUUGUUUUGAAAUCUUUCCUCUUGCUUUUUCUUCAUCACCCCUAAUUACUCACUCAAGGAAUUUAAUGCCGCCUGUAAAAGCAUCAGAGCCAUCAGCCCAGCAUCAUCGGCCACCGCCACCCCUCCUGACUCUCUCAUUAACUUAUAUGGUCAAAUCUCCAGCUGCCCUGGUUCCCUGCUGUAAAACAAUCUUUCCUCUGUGAGAAGCUGUGGAAUUUCCCUUAUCGAUGGUUCAAAUGACUCCUGCUUGUAAACCUCUUACUGAGAUGUUCCUUGAUAGCGUUUCUGCUGGAGGCAGGGGCAGGGGGAGGGGAUGGGAGCGAGGGGCGAUCACUUCGAGCUGUUAUUUCAAUUCCCUGGCUUUACUGCCUUGCCCACACAUCGCAGGGAAGUGCUGCUGCUUCUUCAGCAUCUCUAACUCAGCUUGUGGCUGCAUUUCUAUAGUUCAAAGUGCCCCAGCCAAAGGCCUGGUGCUGUCACGGCAGCGUGUGCAGGAUCUGUGCAUCAGCAGCCAGGUGAAGCUCACUGUUUACACAUCUCCCGGCCUCUUCCCAGGGAGGAUUUGUCAAGGCUGACUAGUUUUCACACUGGCCAUUUGGUCCUUUAUCUGCCAGCCACACACCUGCUGUUCCUUCCAUCUGAAUUGUUGGGCCCUGGCGAUUUUUCUCGUUAACCACUGUUAUCUCCUCGGUCUUGUAGGCUUGCCAUCUUAAAGAUUGAUCUUAGACCUCCAUAAAGUGCUUUCAGGGAGGGAGCAGAUCUCAUUUAGGAACAGUCUUGAUCCGACUUGAUCUCCAUCGAACUGUUUCAGGUAAUCUCUCUGAUCCUGUGUCGACAGAGAUCCUGUGGUGAAUAGCUUGAGGGGCUUUGGGAUUUGGGAGGUACUGCUGGCCACGAUUUAAUGCUGAAUGUGACCACUGAAAGCUUUUUCUUUUCACUCGUAUGGAGUGCCACACCAUUGGCCUUAAGGCAACAAGGGGAUUUUAUUCUCAUAAUCUGUCAUGGAAUUGCGUAUGAGGCACAUGGCAGAAGGGCCAUAUGUGGCAUACCCUGCAAUGCUCAUCCAGUUGCCUAACCCACCACUGCUCUUUUAAGAUCUUAUUCCCAAGUGUCAGCAGUCAGGCAGAUGCAGUUUCCUACCACAGUGGUCCUGCAGUGCAGCAGCUCUAGGAAAUCAGGGGCCCUUCCCAGGAACCCUGGGGAAACUUGCUUUUUCUUCUGUUGAAUGAAGUUCCAUUUGCUACAGGAGCUGUGAAAGUUUUAAUUGCUUUAAUAUUACUUUUUUUUCUUCUAAGCUGUUAUUUGUAGAGAAGCUGAGAGAUGUAAGGACUCAAGGAGCUGUUUGUAGAAAAUUUAGUAGGUCAUUUUGGCAGGGUUUGGGCUAAAAAAUAACUGAAGCCUGAAGCCCAUGUACGCUAUAAAAGCUGACACUGCAACCACACUUGUUCAUGAUAUCCACGAGUCCAAGUCCAUAUUUGCCUCUGAAUCCAGCCUCAUGUAAAACACUAAAAAGACAUAACACUAGAAUUGCAGGGUGAGGACAUGAGCACUGUUUGCCAUUGGAAGAAGAAUUACCUGGCAUGCUCCCAGAUGAAGCUCUAAGCUUCUCUAAGUAUUCUCUCUAGUUUUGACUGCCUUUAACCAGCUUUCACUCCAGAAAAUGCCAAACCCUCUUUGGAGUAGCCAGUUUUUGCCAAGUCCUGGGGACGGAAGGUGAAGGUCCGACGUGAUGCACGGAAACCACGUGUGCCGUUUCUCGGUGCACGGCUGGAAUGUCCCUUUUCUAAAAAAUUUCCUGGUACUUCAGGGCUCUGAAAUUUGCACAAGGGAGCAUAAAUGUCAUAAAUCUUGUGGAGAUAACCCUGGGUUUUGAACCAAAGGGGCACCUCUUUUCAUUUGCCCUGCAAUUCCCACCCAUUCUGCUGCUAGUGCUCAAUUUGUUGGGAAAUCUCUACAUCUGAUGAGGGUUGACAGGGUUGAGUCCCCACUCCUAUACUAAUUGCCAGUCGCUGCCACUGCAGGGGUCUUUACAAAGGAUGUAGAGUCCUGCACUGAUACCAUUUUAAAGCAAGAAUUUCACUACAUACGUAACGCUUUUAUCCCUCAAAUGACUCCAAUGAAAUGCAAAAGGGAAAGAGUACAAUCAAGGCAUCUGAUACUGAAAGGAAGCCUCUCCUCAGCUCAACGGCCACCCUGGAAGAGGGACCCGGAGAGGACGUGGAAGGCUGUGGAUAACCAACACUGCCCCAGCGGAGCCGGCGGGGUGGGAGGGUCGGGCACGGCGCAUCGCGGGGCGUCGCGCCUGGCAAGGCCAACUCUGCUGACCCCUCUCAUCAGCGUGGUGAGCAAGAGGAGUGUCAGGGGGUUUUUUUAAACAAAACAAUGUUUUUAAUUGUUUUUUCCACAUAAAUGGAAGGAACCUUACGCAACAGCAGAUCCUUCUGAACAAAAUGGCUGUGUUCGCUGACUAUUUUUAAAACAAAAAAAAAGAGAAAAACUGUUUCAAAACUUUUUAGUGUCAAAAGCAUAAACUCAGAAAUCCUGACUUUUUCCAAUGUGUGUGGUGAGUGCUGUAACCCUGUCAUCAGUAUCUCCCCUGACUUUUUCAGGGGUGGUUCUUCCCUGUUUUGUUUUCUGCUUGUCGAUAUUGUCCGUGUGGUCCUAAGGCUGGGGCAGUUACCAACAAUGUGUGUCUGUUGUCGGGUUGAAAAAAAAGAUAGUAGUAGAACUGAAAAAGAUGUGUUUUAAAAAUAUAUAAAAAUAAAUUUCAUUAAAAGGAAUUCAAGUAAAGAAGCAACAAAGCCAUGACUCCUCCUCUCGGGAUUGUACGGAAAAGGAUUUGUGGGCUUAUAAUUAUAACCAGUUGCCUUUCACAGGCUUUUGAGGUCCAAGGCAGCUUGGCCUCCUAGGAAAUGUUACAAACCCUGUAUAAAUUCCUGCUUUCCCAGGUUUAUACUGUACAUGUGUAAGACAGAAAUGGGCAGAAUGAAACAGUAUUGUGGAAAUAAUCUUUUCUGGUAACAGUUACCAGCACCAGGUGUCCCCUAAGAUGGGAACUGCUGAUGUAAAUGAGCCAAACACUUCGGCCAACUUUUCUGUUUUCUCCAUCACACCCCUUGAUGCCAGGGACAAGAGCAAGUGCAAAUCAGCUGGUGCAGGUAGUUGUGUGUAGGUUCAUUAUCAAAGUUGUAUUUCCUUGCCUUUCCUUUCCUUGACCUGUUGAUCAUGUACCCAAGCAGGUUAUGGGGCAGGAAAGGACCAGCAGCCACUUCCUGCUCUGGUUGCAUCAAAGACUUGCAUUGCUUAAAAGGAACAACAUGAGGCUAAACUGGCGUGUGAGGUUAACAAAAAUACCCUGACAAAUCACUUUACCUAUGACAGUAGGUAAAGAAUUUCAUUAAGUGAAUGUAUUUUAAUUAUCAAACUGUACCAUAUGCUGUUAGUCCCCAUUUUGCAAGCUUAGUUCAGAUCUUGAACAUCAGGUCAGUUUGGUUUGCUUUUAAGUAGAUAUUCCCAUUAAGUUCUUGGUGCUUUGGUAGGGCUUUUUGUUCAAAACGUUGGUUUCUUUCACUUGGAAACUGGCAAAAAACGGAUCUAUGGGUCACAUAUACUCUUAUUUGUUACAAAAUGUGGCUAUCUUGAAAACCAAAUUCAAAGCCAAAUUUUAAAAGUAGACAUUGUUCCUUCUAUCUGCCCCAUCUUCCCAGCUCCCUGCGACAAGGCCAAGUCCUCCCUCCCUGCCCAGGGGUGGCUGUGUUUGGCCCCUCAUUACACGCUCGUUACAGUAUAACUGGGGAGGCUUUAGUGUCAGAUGCCUUUAUUUGAUCAGAUGCUGGAGGAGGACGAAUCCAAUGGGACCACGAACAGGGGAAUAAUUUCUGUGCUAGCCCAACAUGCUGCUCCAAGCCCACUAAAACAGUAAAUUGCCGUUUCCUUCCAAGUCAGUGAAUGAGGAGAGCUGCACACCAAGUUCACAAACCAUCCGUGGAGUUAAAUUCUGUGGGAUGCUCCAUCCACUCCACAGGCAUAGAUCCCUCAUCUGCUUUGGAAGAGACCUGUUGCACUUUAGUGGAGGGGGAGACAGGCUUUAGGGAUGGGAUCUAGUGUACUUGAAUUCCUUUUGGAGAUGACAGCAGCGGGAGACAUUGGUGUCCGUGAUGCAAGUGCACACGCUGCCUUCAACUUGUAUGUGUUUUAUUGCUGGAGUCAUGUUACUGACAGGAUAAUGAAAUUGCAAAGAAAAUGUGUUAUAUUCAACUUUGCCUUGAUAAUAUAAACACUUUGUUCAUUUUUUUCUUCUUUUUUUAUUCACAGACUAAGUUCAUCAGGAAAUUAUAAAAUUAUUUAAAAAUUC